AUGCGGAUCCUGCGGUCAAAUGCGGAUCCUCGCAUCCGGACCUUCCCUGUAUCAGCGCCCACCUCGCGGACCCUCGCGUGCGAGGGAGGAGGGAGUGGCGAGUGCUCGUUCACGCACACACGCUCUCCCAAGGGGCCCCAGCCCUGGGUGGGCCGCCUCCCUGGCUCCCUCCACGUACAGACCCGGGACGCCGGGGGUCUGACCCGCCCCCCACCCCCCGCAGGGACCGGGAUGGUGGGUGUGCUGGCGCCCUCCCAGGUGCGCGGCUUCCGGGGCGACACCGUGAAGCUGCCGUGCAUACCGCAGCCGGAGCAAAACGUGCAGGGGACGCAGGGGACCUGGACGCGGGCUGAGCCGGCGGGAGACCCCCGCAGCGUGGCCAUCUUCCACCCCCCACAGGGCGCCAGCUUCUCCGAGCCUGGCCGGUUGGAGUUCGCGGCCACCAGUCUUGGCCAGGAGCUGCUGGACGCGUGGCUGGUCGUGCGGAGGCGGCGCGGGGAGGACCAGGCCAACUACACCUGCCAGUCUGCCACAUUGCGCAGGGCGGCAGGAGCGCCGGGACCUGGCCCCGCGUGCUCGGCGCGCGGGAGGGGAGCAGAUCUGGGAUCUGAACUUGGCCAUCCUGUACCCUCAGUUAGCCCCCCUCCUCUGCGACUGAGAUGUUUGUUGAAUGACUUCAGGCUAGAAGUCACCCGCCCCCUUUUCUCCUCUUGCCAGCUCCGCCUGGAGCCUGUGCCUGGAGCCCGCUGCAUCUCCAGCAGGGGGCGCCCGCCUGCCCAGAUCCCCUGGUCCUCCCACCUGGGUGGAAAGGCCAACAACAGCCAGGAGCCGGGGGCUCCUGCCUGGCUUGUGUGCCAUUAUCAGCCGCUUCACCUUAACUCCCCCAAGCCCGGCAGACGCCCCUCUGAGCCUACAUGUCUGUUUCCCCCAGAACCCCCUGAGGUUUCCAUCUCUGGCUACAAUGACCACUGGUACCUUGGUCGUAGGGAGGCCGGCCUGAACUGUGACGUCUGCGGGUCCUGUCCCCGUUCUCGAGGUGUUCACGCCCUCAGUCACCUCACCAAUCCCGAACAUGGGAUACAGAGGUCACUUCCCGUUUUCUACCAUGCGAAUGCCACGGCAGUGGCCGCCCUCGACUAUCCACCCCUGUCCAUGAGUCCCCUGCCACCCUCCGCUGUGGCCCAGGGCACCCUGUUCCUGAUUCAUACCGUGGAUGAGGCCAUCAACACGACUUUCAUCGCCCUAGGGACUGGCCAGGCAGAGCUGACUGUCUUGGUCAGAGGUGAGGAGCCCCCUGAGUGGGGAGACCAGAGGGACUAA
Messenger RNA from Manis pentadactyla (Chinese pangolin), 1320 nucleotides. RefSeq names its product poliovirus receptor-like. Gene Ontology annotation, biological process: positive regulation of immunoglobulin mediated immune response; cytoskeleton organization; susceptibility to natural killer cell mediated cytotoxicity. Gene Ontology annotation, molecular function: cell adhesion molecule binding. Gene Ontology annotation, cellular component: plasma membrane; focal adhesion; extracellular exosome. The record is from RefSeq and is a predicted model, not a curated record. NCBI's taxonomy places the organism in Eukaryota, Metazoa, Chordata, Mammalia, Pholidota, Manidae.